Molecule: messenger RNA, 1764 nt
Organism: Colletotrichum gloeosporioides
Lineage: Eukaryota; Fungi; Ascomycota; Sordariomycetes; Glomerellales; Glomerellaceae
Product: Protein bfr2
Exons: 3
Coding region: 1-1764 (587 amino acids)
Biological process (GO): maturation of SSU-rRNA from tricistronic rRNA transcript (SSU-rRNA, 5.8S rRNA, LSU-rRNA)
Cellular component (GO): nucleus; nucleolus
Source: RefSeq, a predicted model, not a curated record
AUGGCCGCCCGUCGAAGAGCAUCUGACUGGGAAGACCAGCUGCCCAAGGAUCUUGAUCCCGAGGCCGAGCCUGUCGACGAGAGUGAGAACGACAGCGGCAGUGGUGAGAGCGAAGAUGAGAACGUCGGCACGGAGCAUUACGUUACUGUCGGAAAGAGCAAACUCCGCGAAAAGGAGGGGGUCUCACUCGGUCCUCAGUACCGCGGCGCGCGCGUCAGCCGAGAUGCCUUGAACGACGAAAGCGAUGGCAGCGAUGUCUUUGAGGAUGCACAGGAGCAAUUCGACUCUAACGACGAAGAAUACGACGAUCCCGAGAACGCUGAUUUGGCUGCGGACGAGGCGGCCGCCGGCGACGAAGAUUUUGAAAUCGCGAGCGACAAUGCCCUUGGCGAAAGCGACGACGAGAAGCUCGAUGAGUUCGUCUUCCGUGGCAGCUCCCAGCCGAAAGAUAAGAAGAAGGCUGGACGUAGCAAGAGACCUACUGCCGCUGACUUCAUCUCCGACGAGGAAGAGGAGGACCUGGAGGACAACGAGGGCGAGGACGAGGAUGAGGAAGAUGACGACGAGGAGGGCGGCAUGGAUCUCGGCGACGAGGAAGAUGAUGAGGAUGACGAGGAAGGGUUUGAAGGCAGCGAAGAUGACCUGCUGGCCGACCUCGAAGGCUCCGAAGGCUCCGAGGACGAGGACGAGGACGAAGAGGAGGGCGACGAAGAUUCGGAGGAAGACUCUGACGACUUCGACGAAGACUCCAAGCCUCGCCGCAAGUCCAACAAGGCCGAUGCCAGAGCCGAGCAGCGCAAGCUGAUGAGCGAAGGCCAGAAGGCCCUCUCAGCAACCCUCUCCGCCGCGGCGCAACAAGACGCGCAGAAGGGUGUCGCCGUCCGCGAACAGCGCAAGACCUUUGACGGUCUCCUCAACAUCCGCAUCCGCCUCCAAAAGGCCAUCGUCGCCAGCAACUCGUUCUCGGUCGUCGACACCGACGACUUUGAGCAGAACUCGGAACCUUACGAGGCCGCCGAAGAGGCCGCCCUCAAGCUCCUCAACACCCUCGACAGCUUCCGCGCAAGCCUUCUCCCCGCGGGACUUGCCCAAGCUGGAGAAAAGCGCAAGCGCAACGAAGUCGACGCAUCAACCUCCAGCGAGGACAUCUGGGAAGGCAUCCAGGAGACCGAGCAGCGCGCGCUGAAGUACCGCAAGAAGGUGCUCGAGACAUGGUCCACCAAGACCCGCAGCACGACCGUCGAGGUCAAGAGCCGCAACCUCAUCUCCCAGCAAUCCAUCGUCGCCUCUCUGGAGGAGCAGCUUCUCAAUACCGACCGAUUGAUCAAGCGCACGCGAACCCCCCGUUCCUGCGCGCCGGCGCAAGUCGCAAAGAAGCUCAACGAGGACCCCGAGAUCUACGACGAUGCCGACUUUUACCAGCUCAUGCUCAAGCAGCUCGUCGAGCAGCGCACCAACGACAAUGGCUCGACAGGCGCCGCCGCGCAGCCGACGGUCAGGUGGGCGGCCAUGAAGGAGGCCAAGACGAAGAAGCACGUCGACAGGAGAGCGAGCAAGGGCCGCAAGAUGCGCUUCAACAUCCACGAGAAGCUGCAGAACUUCAUGGCGCCCGAAGACCGCAGAAUGUGGGAGCAGGAUGCUGUCGACAGACUGUUCGGCACCCUGUUUGGACAGAGGAUGGGACUUGGCGAGGAGGCUUCCGACGAGGAGAUGGACGAUGAUGUUAAUGCCGAGGAGGAGGGUCUCAGGCUGUUCAGGAACUAG